AUGUCGCUUAUUCCAAGUGUUCUGGGUGGUGACCGACGAAACAGCAUAUUCGUUCCUUUCUCCCUAGACAUCUGGGAUCCUUUCGAAGGCUUUCCUUUUAGCGCCACUCUUUCCAACAUUCCCAGCACUGUUGGCGAAACCUCGGCCUCCACCAACACGCGUAUUGAUUGGAAAGAGACACCAAUAGCUCAUGUUUUCAAGGCGAAUCUUCCAGGGUUGAAAAAUGAGGAAAUGAAAGUUAAGGUUGAAGAGGGAAGAGUCCUUCAAAUUAGCGGAGAAAGGAGUAAGGAGCAAGAGGAGAAGAGCGACAAGUGGCAUUGCGUGGAGAGGAGCAGCGGGAAGUUCCUUCGUAGAUUCAGGUUGCCAGAAGAUACAAAGAUGGAUAAGGUCAAAGCUAGCAUGGAGAAUGGAGUCCUGACUGUGAUGGUUUCGAAAGAAGAGGUGAAAAAGGUUGAAGUGAAGGCCAUUGAAAUCUCUGGCUAA
Vitis riparia (riverbank grape) is the source of this 483-nucleotide messenger RNA. Its product is annotated as 17.3 kDa class I heat shock protein-like. Lineage: Eukaryota; Viridiplantae; Streptophyta; Magnoliopsida; Vitales; Vitaceae. Gene Ontology annotation, biological process: protein folding; response to salt stress; response to heat. The transcript has a single exon. The coding region runs from base 1 to 483 and encodes 160 amino acids. The record is from RefSeq and is a predicted model, not a curated record.